Zeugodacus cucurbitae (melon fly) is the source of this 1891-nucleotide messenger RNA. RefSeq names its product nedd8-activating enzyme E1 regulatory subunit (gene APP-BP1). The record is from RefSeq and is a predicted model, not a curated record. Gene Ontology annotation, biological process: ubiquitin-dependent protein catabolic process; DNA damage response; protein ubiquitination. Lineage: Eukaryota; Metazoa; Arthropoda; Insecta; Diptera; Tephritidae. The transcript is spliced from 6 exons. Gene Ontology annotation, cellular component: nucleus; cytoplasm. Gene Ontology annotation, molecular function: NEDD8 activating enzyme activity; ubiquitin activating enzyme activity. The coding region runs from base 255 to 1823 and encodes 522 amino acids.
UAGUAUUUUGCUUUUUAUUGCUAAAUUAAAUACAUAUGCACCAAAUAAAUGGUUUUAAAUUUCUCUUGAAAAUGACAUGGAAUUAUAAAAUAAUUUAUUAACUGUGGCAUCUCUCGUCUGAAACAGCCCCCAAUAAAAUUCGAAUAACAACAAAACAGUCCAAUUUGCAGAAAUCAGCUGAUAUUUUUGAUUUUUGUUGGGUUCCUUGAACUGCCACCGACUGCCAUCAACAUAGAGCAAAUAGCAAACUUAAAAUGUCAUCACCGGCGCCAAAAUCUCCUGAACAAUCGGAUAAAAGUAGAAAAUAUGACCGUCAAAUUCGUUUAUGGGGAGAACAUGGACAAACCUUAUUGGAAAGUUCAACAAUUUGUUUGCUGAAUGCGACGGCAUUAGGAUGUGAAGUUUUGAAAAGUCUAGUCUUACCCGGCAUUGGUGGCUUCACUAUCGUAGAUGGCAAUAUUGUUACGGAAGAUGACUUGGGAAUAAACUUCUUUUUGGACGCCUCCUUUGUUGGUCAAUCAAAAGCUAGAGCUUGUAUGCAGUUGCUGCAAGAAUUAAAUACAGAUGUUAAUGGUGAUUUUGUGGAUGAAAGUGUUGAUUGGAUACUAUCAAAUCGACCGGCAUUUUUCGAUACUUUUGAUGUAGUCAUUGCGUCAAAUUUGAGUGAAAAAGCUUUGUGGGGAUUAUCGGAUCGUCUAUGGGAGGCAAAUAUUCCAUUUGUGUAUUGCAGAUCAUUGGGCUUUUUUGGUUCCAUUCGCUUACAAAUAAAAGAACAUUGUGUAAUUGAAUCACAUCCUGAUAACCGACAAUAUGACCUUCGAUUAGAACAACCCUUUCCCGCAUUAAAAAAACAUUUCGAGAGCACAGAAAUCACAAGCAAAGUUCCUUGGCUCUUGGUGCUUAAUAAAUUUCUGCAAUUAUGGAAGGAGAAAAGUUGUGGACAAUUUCCAGUCAAUUAUAAGCAAAAGUCAUCAUUGAAGGAAAUGAUUCGCUCAGCAAUGACGGCGGACGAGGAAAACUAUGAAGAAGCCAUAAAAGCAGUGAAUACUGCUUUAGGUGGUGGAAAUGUGCCUUCUUCAAUCAAAUCGAUUUUCGAGGAUAAUGCUUGUACCAACCUUAACAAACAGAGUAGCCCAUUUUGGAUAAUAACUAAAGCUUUAAAAGAAUUUGUAGAGAACGAUAAUAAGGGAUUGCUACCAUUGCCUGGUGUUCUACCAGAUAUGACUGCGGAUACCGAACCAUAUAUAACACUGCAGAACAUUUACCGUAACCAAGCUUUACAUGAUGCCGACAAUGUGUAUCGCAAAUGUCAAAAAUACUUAAAGGAGCUGGGUUUGCCUGAAGACACCAUUAGUGAAAAAACAGUGCGCUUAUUUUGCAGAGAAUCAGCUGGUCUGGCAGUUAUACGUGGAACUAAAAUUACUGAUGAAAACGCUAAAAGCAGUAAUAUACUUUCAUUCGUUGAUGAUUUAGAGAUUCAAGGCACACUUGCUGAGCAUUAUGUGGCCCUACGUGCAUACGAGCGUUUUGUAUCGGAAUGUGGCAAUGUGCCCGGUGAAUGUUAUGUAGAAACCGAUGUGAAGGAGCUUAAAACGGUUGCAAGUAAAAUGCUUUCAGAUUGGGGAGUUCAUGCAUCCAUUAGCGAUGAUUUGAUACAUGAAAUAUGUCGUUACGGUGGCUCGGAAAUACAUUCAAUAUCAGCGUUCAUAGGUGGUUGCGUAGCCCAGGAGGUCAUAAAAAUAGUAACUAAACAAUACAAACCAAUCGAUAAUACGUUUUUAUACAAUGCCAUUACAUCCGAAACAACAACAUUUAAAUUGUAAACGUUUGAAUUUUGUAUGAUACUUCGAAAAUUGUAUCCGAAAUAUAUGUUAUCGAUUUCCAAUUAGAA